AGACGUAGCGGCAACUUACAAGAAGAGCCGGCGAGAUGCAAGAAGAAUCCUCCUCCUCCUCACUCGCGUCGAGACUGGGGUGCGAGGCGGGAGGAGCUCCCCUGGAGCGUCCCGGCUCCUCCGCUAGCCCAAGCCUCCCUGCGAAGCGACCAUGGGUACAGCAGCAACAGCAGCAGCAACAGCAGCAGCAGCAGGCGUACCCCGAGCAAGAUCAGCUGGGACCGACCAGCAACGGCGCCCAGGGUUCCAUGCAACAACAGCAGCAGCAGCAUCAGGUGGUGGGGGAGUCGAACCUAAUCCCGCCAGAGGAACGGCCCCAGCCACCCUCGUUCCUCCGCAGCCUGCGCAGCUCGGCCAUCGGCGCCGGCUGCGACAUUAAGUUGCGGGUGACCGUCACCGGCAACCCGCGGCCGCAACUCGCGUGGCACAAAGACAACGCGCCCGUGGGCGGCGGUGGCCACGGGGCGAGCCAGGAGGAGGAGGAGGAGUACGGUUGCCUCUGGAUACGCGACUGUCAACCGGGCGACUCGGGCAGCUACACCUGCGUUGCAAGCAACUCCGCCGGCGCGGCGCGAACGACUGCCCGACUUACGGUCAUUGCACCGCAAGAGCGGGAGGAGUGCCUGAUCGAGGCGCCGCCACCUCGUGGGUCUGGGCUCGACUCCCGGUCACGCCACCCUCCCGACGUGGACGCGCAGCGAGUGCCGCUGGGAUGGGGCGGCGCGACGGGCCGUGCCUUCACCCCGGACUCGGCGGGGGGCGACCCGGCGCGGGGGCCGUACGGCAGCCGGCCCGGCAGCAGGAUCCGCACGCCGGACUUCGGCCGGGGCCCCGCGCGCAUCGAGUGGGGGCCCGAAAACCAGGCCAUCGAGGGGGUCAUCCUGUACGGAAGCACGCUGGUGCACCGCUCGGGUCCCUACAGAGUGCGAGGACCGUCGGAGUACGGAGUCCGCCCCGCGCGGUCCCCGUCGGAGCGAGUCGCCAGCCCCGCCGUCACCUCGCAAGCGGUGCCGGAGGACGUCGACAGCGGCGGCGUUGUCAAGACGACCACGGCGACGCCGGUGACGCCGCACCGCAAGACGGAGACCCCGGCGAGCUACCAGGACGUGGUGCCCAACGAGCUGGACGAGCGGAGGGGCGCGGGGGCGAGGCACCCCGCGCCGCACGGGGCCCGGAUCCCCCCGCACGCCCACCCGCCGCUGCCCCUGCGCAGGCGUCUGGAGACAAAAAGGGACGCGGCGGCGGCCGGUACGGCGUCCGAGGCUCCCAGGGAGAUGUUUUAUCGAGGCGGCGUGAGGAUGCCUUCCAAAAUCCAAGACAAGCUCAAACUGCCCGACUGGCAGCGGCUGGCGUCGUCGUCCCCCAGCCAGCCGGCGACGAGGAAGAUUCCGCUGUUCAGCUUGUGGAGGAGCCGGUCUUUCGACCAGUUGCCGACCGUUCCGCCGGUCAGCAAAGCCCCGAGUUAUUCGAAGGUCUAUUCACCGCAGUUGGCCAGGAGGCACGGCAAAGAUGGGGAAAACGCCCAAGACGCCCCGGGGAGGUUUCCCGCGAGGGGGAUGAGGGAAAAGGCAGCGUCCCUCGACGACAUGAGGCCCGCGACUCCAGAGCAGCGGGAAAAGCAGGAGCGCCGACGCGAGGCCGCGUCGCCGGCCUUACCGAGGAGCGGAUCCUUCUCGCCGCUGCCGGGCGGCAGAACUCCGAGCCCGAGGGAAGCGUCGAGGUCUCCGAACGGGUGCCCGCAGAGGGUGCUGUCGGGACUCCCGGCCGACAAGGAAGGGAGAGGCGAGACGCGCGACCUGCCGGCGCCAAGAGAGAAACCGACGGAGAGCGACCGGCGCGAGGGGUCGAUGGCGGCUCCCGCUCAGCCCGGAGCUGCCGCUGUUGCACCCUGGAGGCAGCGUCCCACGACGGCGAGGAGUGGCUCGCAGGGCAAGGAUGCAAAGGGAUCCAAGGCUUCGGAAGCGAAGGUUCCUGGCGACGACUCGAGGCGGCUCGGCGGAGUUGAAAAGCCCUCGGCGAAAGCGAGCAGUUCGGCGGUUCCCGCGGUCGCUUCUCGUUCACGCGUGGACGUGCACGCAGGCGCGGAGCGGGGCUCGGGCGGAACCGUAGAGGGAACGAUCUCCAGCGAACCGCCGACAUCCGGGAGGCAAAAGGACACUCUACCCUUAGCGGCUAAAGCCGAGGAUAAAAUUGACAUCUCCCCAGAAGGUCAUGCGAAGGCCGUCCACGCCCAAAAGCGAAUGCCGGCUAUCGAUGGUGGAAUGCCGCCGGGGCAGCAGGAGGCGGAAGCCAUGGAUGUGGCGGAGCAGGGAGCGUGGGACGAUGAUCAGAGGCUGUCGAACAAGCGCUUUGCAGAGCCCAAAGAGCAAAUCGAUGAGAAGAGGAGGAGAAUCGCCGGCGCCGUGCCCCAGGCCGACGAAGAUGCGGGCCCCACGUUACACCCUUCAGAAGAACAUUUGGAUGUGGACAGAGCCUCGGCGCGGGUCCCCGCGGGCUGCGCGGCGUCGGACGAGGAGUACUUCAGCUCGGUGGAGGACUCGCGGGCGGGCGCGCGAGGAGCGGGCGUCCUCUCCGACGAGGAGGAAUACUUCAGCCCCGGGCCGAGCAGCCGCCCCACGUCGCCCGCCGGGGCCCGCGCGCGGCCCCCCGAGUUUCCAGGUCCGCCUCCGGGUCGAUGGCAGCGGCCAACUCUCCCACGUCCUGGCCGGGACGUCUCGUCGGCCCGAUGGACGUGGGGAUGCGUCGCGCGUGCGGUGUGAAAUGUUUAGAUGGGCGGGUAGGC
Messenger RNA from Petromyzon marinus (sea lamprey), 2782 nucleotides. The record is from RefSeq and is a predicted model, not a curated record. NCBI's taxonomy places the organism in Eukaryota, Metazoa, Chordata, Hyperoartia, Petromyzontiformes, Petromyzontidae.